GCGGGGCUCGAUCCCAGGACUCUGAGACCAUGACCUGAGCUGAAGGCAGAUGCUUAACCGAAUGAGCCACCCAGGCACCCUAUAGUUAACCCUUUAAUCUACGUGGAAUUAUUUUUGGUGUAUGGUGUGCAACAGGGUUCUAAACUUAUUCUCGCCUCCCCCCAACCCCCACGGCAUAUUUUCCGAGUGCUAUGUUGCUGCCUCUCCCUUCUAUGUAUUCUCUCUCCUCUGGGUGGGCCACACCCUCCUUGGUGGCAGCAAGAGUAAAAGGAAGAUAAUUGAGGAGGCUAAGUGACCCCUGCCAGUACCACACCUGGAUUAUGAGCACUGUUUUCUACUCCUGGGGUUUUCUCCUAAAUAGUGAAGGAGAUCAGAAGGACGAGGGGAGGCAGGAACAUCUGCUUUCUUUACAUUGAGAACAACCACAUCAGCCGGGAGAUGACAGGUCUUCAGGCCCCAAGAAGCCCCCCAAACUGCAGAUUUACUGUGAGUUUGCUGAUUUACAAAACAGGUCUAUCCCUUUCUGCUUUUUGCUCUUUGCCCAUUGUAUAAAUCACCUCCCCAAUCCCUCCCCAAACCAAGAGAGGAACUAGUUGGAUGAGUUGGUCUGCCUCUAAUUACUGCUUAUUGAAUUUGAUUGUGGAUUUUAAUAUCAUUAACACGAGGAGGGGGCAAACAGGGGCAAUGCCUGCAGAGUGAGGCUUCAGCUCACCCUCUGCCAUCUGUGUUCUUGGCUUAUCUCAUCCUGUGGUUUGAAGAAUGUAAAGGCUCAGCAGGGACUCCUUAUCUUGUCUGUUUCUCCCUGUCCCCCCUGGAUAUACCUCUCUAAUGAAAGUAUUUGGGUAGCAUGUUUCACUGUAUAUCUGAUUAUCUUUGUUUUGCUUAUGUAAGCCUAAAUGAAAACUUAGAUUAUCACAUCCCACUUCCUUCAAAUCUCAAUAGACGUCACUGCAUGGUUUUCUUGGGUUUAUGGCUUUGGGAAAGUAUGAAGGCACAUUAUUUUCCUAAAUGCUUGCGGCAGCUCUGCCCCCAUGGAAUUUAUGGUCCAAUGGAGAAAAAAAAUAAAUUAUUUGUGAUUAUGAAUGCAAUAUGCUGUGAAUUUAAUCUUAUUUUUCGUAUUCUGUCAUUUUCAUGAGAUUUGGGGAGGAGAAAAGAUAAACACAGGAGCUCAGUCCACCACUGGGAAAUGGAAGUCACACAUUCUCCUCUAGUGUCAGAAAAGGGGGGGGGGAAGGAUAAGUACCCAGGAGGAAGAAUUCACACUAGGGUCUUGGCUCCUCUCAAACUAACCCUGAGCUAAGACUUCUGGCUAGAAAAUCCUCCUGUUGGCUUUCACAACUCAACAGCUAUGGUUUCAAGACAGAUGGAUGCCUUCUCAAAUGGCUCCACCCCCUAGGUAUGCAGAGAGGUCUCUCUCCUUUGUAGAUGCUUCUGGUGACUGACUGAAAGUUGUUGAGUCCACAGUGCCGUGAACUCUGAAUCUGAUUUGUUUGGGGAUAAACCUGUCUGAAGCAGGGAAUCCCACCACUUUAUUUCUUUUCGGUCCUUUAAUCCUAAUGCUGGGGCUGUACUCAUAACACUUCAUAAAUUUAUGGCCGCUGAGAAACAUCGUCUCCCCAUCUGCCAAUAGUUUCCAAAACUCAUUUUUCACGGAGGCUUUUCUUAGCAGAGCUCUUCACUGUACUCUCUAACGACGUAUCACGGUGCACAUUCAUCCAGGUACUGCUGUGGGUUUGGCUGAUGAGACUGAGAUUUCCCUGAGCCUCCGAUUCCUCAUGUGGAAGAACUGAGUUAACAGCAUCUCUCAAGGCUCCGCUGUGAGAAUCAAAUGGAAUAAUGCACACGCACCUGCCAAGCCCACCGGUCUUUGUUCCGCCCCUGGCUACACUCUCACAGAGCCACUCACUGGUGAUUAAAAGGAGGGACCGGCGGCGGGGCGGGGCCAUUGCCUUCACCCCGGGGGGCUGCGCUCUAAGCGCCGCCGGCCGAGGACCCCACCCCCGCCCCCCACGCCGCACCCGACGCCGCGGAGACGUCAGCGCCGCGCAGCCCGGGCUGCGGGCCGAGCCUCGGCUGCUGCUGCGCACCGACGGGCGGGCGGACGGCGGCGGCGGCGGCGACCGCAGGACCCGCGGAGAGACGCGCGGGGCCCGGGAACCGCAGACCCGCAGCCUCCCGCCCCAGCGCCAUGGACGGCCCCGACAACGCGACGCUGCUCCUCGCCCCGUCCUCGCUGCAGCCGGACAGCUCCUCGCUGUCGCCCAGUGCCAGCAGCCUGCGCCCCGGCUCGGACCUGCCCGUCGCCCCCAGCUCCAGCGCCGGCCCCGGGCUCAGUCUCGCGCCCAGUCCCGGCGUCGGUUUCAGCCCCGGCCCCACGCCCACCUCGGAGCCGGCGGCGGGCGGCGCGGCCAGCCUGGGCCCGUCCCUGCUCCCCCACCCCUGGGCGCACCCCCAGACCCCGUUCUGGGACACGCCGCUGAGCCACGGGCUGAACGUGUUCGUGGGCGCCGCCCUGUGCAUCACCAUGCUGGGCCUGGGCUGCACGGUGGACGUGAACCGCUUCGGGGAGCACGUCCGCCGGCCCGUGGGCGCGCUGCUGGCCGCGCUCUGCCAGUUCGGCUUGCUGCCGCUGCUGGCCUUCCUGCUGGCCCUGGCCUUCUCGCUGAACGAGGUGGCCGCCGUGGCCGUGCUCCUGUGUGGCUGCUGUCCCGGCGGGAAUCUCUCCAACCUCAUGUCCCUGCUGGUGGACGGCGACAUGAACCUCAGCAUCAUCAUGACCAUCUCCUCUACACUUCUGGCCCUAAUCUUGAUGCCCCUGUGCCUGUGGAUCUAUAGCCGCGCUUGGAUCAACACCCCCCUGGUGCAAUUACUACCGCUGGGGGCGGUGACCCUGACUCUCUGCAGCACUCUCAUCCCUAUUGGCUUGGGGGUCUUCAUUCGGUAUAAAUACAACCGGGUGGCGGACUACAUUGUGAAGGUUUCCCUGUGGUCUCUGCUAGUGACGCUGGUGGUCCUUUUCAUAAUGACUGGCACUAUGUUAGGACCUGAACUGCUGUUGAGUAUUCCUGCAAGUGUUUACAUGAUAGCAAUUUUUAUGCCUUUGGCAGGCUAUGCCUCAGGCUACGGCUUAGCUACUCUCUUCCAUCUUCCAGACAACUGCAAGAGGACCGUAUGCCUGGAAACGGGUAGUCAGAAUGUGCAGCUCUGUACUGCUAUUCUGAAACUGGCCUUCCCACCGCAGCUCAUCGGAAGUAUGUACAUGUUUCCCUUGCUUUAUGCCCUUUUCCAGUCUGCAGAAGCAGGGCUUUUGGUUUUAAUAUAUAAAGUGUAUGGAAGGAAAAUACCACACAAGCGAGAUCCUCUAGAUGAAGAUGAAGAUACAGAUAUUUCUUACAAGAAACUAAAAGAAGAGGAAAUGGCAGACACUUCCUAUGGCACAGUGAAAGCUGAUAAUUUAAUUAUGAUGGAAACCACUCAGACUUCUCUCUGAACGUGAAGAUACAGAGGCGCUUCCAUCUUGCUGAAAUAUUACUUCAUCUUUAUGGUCUGUGGUAGUGAAUAUGGUUUACAUAAAGGAUAACAAAUGGUUCACAUUAUCAUACGUGUCACAAUUAUGAUCUUCCCAUUGUAAGGUUGCAUUGGUGUAUUAACCAAGUCUUUUCCCAAAUUACAAAUCGGUGUCAUAAUAUAACUUGCACCUGGGACUGCUAGAGUAAAGCCAGAACAUGUUAAAUGUGCUCUUUGGUUUUUACCAUUACCAAUUUCUAUGUUUCAAAUAUGUAAACUCCUAGAAAACAGGGUCUUGGAAAUGUAGAAUUCUGGUGCACUAUCUUAUAUGAGUAAAAACAAGCUAUUUUUUUUUGUAAAGCAUAAUUUGAAAGCAAUUUGUAAAGCAUAAUUGAGUUUAAUGUAAUUGUAAAAAAACCAAGUGCUUGCUCAACUUAGGAAUACCAGACAGUGUUGAAUUUUGAGCUGUAUUAAAAAAAAAAAAACCCAAAACAGGUCAACUAAGCAAUGAAAUACAGUAUUUUAUUGUCAAACCUGUAUCAAGUCAACACAAAAAGUACAUUAAUGUGUAUCUGAUAUCGAUUAAUAAUGGACAACUAACAUUCUUCCAGGGAACAAGGCAUUUUCUUCUCAGUUGGGGACUGAUUUGGUUUCUGCAUUUAUGUCGACACAUCGCCAAUCAGUUAUCUUUUGGAGGGAUAAUUUGGUUAGGAGAAUUUUAGUACUCUCCACCCCAAAAGACAUCAAUACCUCGUGGUACUCGCU
Molecule: messenger RNA, 4272 nt
Organism: Mirounga angustirostris (Northern elephant seal)
Lineage: Eukaryota; Metazoa; Chordata; Mammalia; Carnivora; Phocidae
Gene: SLC10A4
Product: solute carrier family 10 member 4
Exons: 4
Coding region: 2189-3490 (433 amino acids)
Biological process (GO): bile acid and bile salt transport
Cellular component (GO): membrane
Molecular function (GO): bile acid:sodium symporter activity
Source: RefSeq, a predicted model, not a curated record